AUGCUAGUCACUGGUCUCGAAGAGCCGAACGAGAAGGUGGGCGCCGAUGAGCCAAGGCCCGAACCUCCAAAGUCGAAAAGUUUUGUUUUUGAAAACAAUCUGCUUGAACCAGAUUUUAACCAAUCUAUCACUUUUGACUCUGCAAUGGUCAAUGAUGAUCCCUCCUCCAGCUCUAAUUAUGAUAAGCCUCUCUAUGAAGGCGCCAGGAUCACAGUGAUAGACACAGUUUGUGCAAUAUUAACUUUUGCUCGGACUGAACAUAUAAGUGCCAUCGGACUUGGACGACUCCUCCAGCUGAUGAACCUUCUUCUUCCAGUUGAAAAUAACCUUCCAAAAACUACUGAAAGCUUGUACUCAAAUUUUCCAAAGGGUGAUGUUGAAUUCUUUCUACAUUACUAUUGCAACAAAUGUUGGGGCUUCCUUCCUUCUAAAGACAGUGUUUGCUCUGAAUGUGAAGUGACUAAUAAGAAAGUAGAGUACUUCAUUACUUUUUCAGUAGUGAAUCAACUUCAAAAUCUGUUUAAAAGGAAAGAAUUUGUUAAACUACUUGAGUAUAAGAAAAAUAGGGUUAAGAUUAACAAAGACAAUUAUGAAGAUAUUUUGGAUGGAGGAUUCUACAAACAAGCUCAACAAUUUUUGGAAGAAAAUGAUUUGACUGCUACUUGGAACUCAGAUGGGGUGUCAUUGUAUGAGUCCAGCAAUUUUGACAUUCAUCCUUUUUAUUUAGUUAUAAACGAGCUCCCUCCAUCUGAAAGAUACAAAACUGAAAACAUGUUGCUUGCCGGAAUCUGGGGCAGUAAGACCAAGCCUCAUCCUAAUAUUUUUCUUCAGCCAAUUGUUAAAGAGAUGGAAAAGUUGAAAACUGGUGUUAAGGUUGUUAAUGCAAACUUGGGUUGUGAACAAACCGUGCGUUUGUUAACAUUGUGUGGCACUUGUGACACUCCUGCCAGAGCCAUUUUUCUGAAUAUGAAGGGUUUUAUGGGGUAUGAUUCGUGCCCAUUUUGUUUGACAUCUGGUGAAAAAUCCAAGCGUACCGGUAAUGUGAUGGUUUUUCCAUUUGAAGAAGAUUUAGAGCCUCGAACAGAUACCAACUAUAACCUUCAUGUUAACCAGGCCACUGAAUCUCAAUCCGAAGUAUUUCUUUUAAAUGGAUCUAGUAUAAGUGAUGCAGAUAUCUUGCGAGCAGAUGAACUUUUAUGUCAAUUUGUUCAACAAUUUGAAGUUCUUUAUGGUGUGCGAAAUAUGUCAUUCAAUGUCCACCUCCUUAGGCAUUUAGCUGAAUGUGUCCGUAACAUCGGCCCUCUGCACUCAAUUAGUUGCUUCAUGUUUGAAGAUUUAAACGGACGUCAUGCAAAAAUUUUCUGCGAGAAGCUGCUUUACAAAUGGAGGAGACAUGCUCUUAAUGAAUGUUUAGAAUCUGGAACCUUCAGUGUUGGUAAUUACGACAAAGCUGUGCUCCAUGGAGAUUUAUUAACUGCAUUACUUUCAACCCUGUACUCGACUGUUCCUAAAUUUGCUACAUUUAGUCGCUUGUUCCACUCGAAACAAUUGGCCCUUCAACCCCCCUCUUCCACUAUCACUCCACCACCGAGGCCGACUUCGUCCACAAAUUCGCCUUCAACUUCGGCUUCGGACAACGCCAGUGACUCGCCUGCCGCUGCUGAUCGCGCCGCCGGCAAUGAGGGACCAGAAUCGCAGGAAUCGGACGUGGACGACCCUGAAAGUGAAGGUUUGGCACGCCGGCGGCAGAAAUCGAGGCGGAAACCAGCCCAGCAGGAACUUGCAGAUCAAAUCCGCCUCCUGGAGAGCGAGCUGAACUGCAAGUUACUGGCGCGCCGAUCUGGCCUAGCCCCUGACGACAACGAAAAGCAAAUUUCACAGUUGACCAAAGAGCUGGACGAGUUGAAAAAGAAAUUGAAGAAAAAACAAGAUGAUGUGAAACGGGCGCAGAAGAGCAGAUCCAAGAAGAAAAAGAAAAUGGAGGCACUGUGCGAAGAAUUCCCCGAAAUUAAGGCUCAGCUGGGCCAGAAUCCCUCGGCCGGUAGACCAUCCAUUCUAUCGCAGCAGCCCGAGCUACUCAAGACCAUCGUGGAGAUCGCGAUGUUUUCUAGCGGGGCGGAGGAGAGGCGACGCGACGAGAGGCUCAACACGUGCCAAACGCUGGAUGAGCUGACUGCCGAGCUGAACAGGCGUGGUUUCGAGAUAAGUCGGAGUGGAGUCUACCUUCAUCUUCUCCCUCGCGACCCGACUACAAGGGAGGGCAAGCGGCACGUCAAGACAGCUCCUGUGCGUCUCGUGAGGGCUCAAAACAGCACCCACAAGACCCACGCCGAUGGUAAAUUUGCGACCUGUACCAUCCGUUGCCUGGAGACCUUGGCGGGGUACCUAGGUCCAAAUCAAGUCCUUUUCAUGUCCUUGGAUGACAAAGCCCGCGUUCCGCUCGGGAAGACGGCCGCGAAGGUGCAGGCGCCCAUGCUCAUGAGCCUCGAGUACAAGGUGUCCCUGCCGGACCACGAUUUUCCCGUCGGCCCGCGGCACAACCUCAUCCCCAGCGUCGCAGCCAUCAUUGAGAUAAAGGAAGAUCUGCUGGGGAAGCCAGAAGCUGUCACAUACUCUGGGCCAACAUACAUAUGCAUCCGAAGCGGAAAGCAUUCGUCAUCAACAGCAAACACGCACGCCGACGAUUUCCGCCGAAUGGCCGACAUGGACGAGUACAAGAGCUGGUUCAAGACGACGGAUGGUCGCAUGAAGCCCGUGGUCAUCAUGACUGUGGACGGGGGCCCAGACGAGUGUCCGCGGUACAAGAAAAAUAUUGCCUUUGCCGUUGACCACUUCAAAAGGAAUGAUCUAGAUGCAAUUUUUAUUGCAACGAAUGCACCUGGCCGCUCUGCCUUCAACCGGGUGGAACGCCGUAUGGCGCCUCUAAGCAACAGGAUGGCCGGGAUGAUCCUCCCACAUGACUACUACGGCACCCACCUGGACAGCCAAGGGAACACCGUGGACACCGAGAUGGAACUCAACAACUUCAAGAAGGCAGGGGAAACCCUUGCAGGAGUGUGGUCCGGCAUGACCAUCGACGGCCACCCUGUACUGGCGGAGUACAUUGAGCCCGGUGGGGAGUGCGACCUGCCUGACGCGGAGGACCAGCACUGGUACGCCACGCAUGUGCGCGAAAGUCAGUACAUGCUGCAGGUUGUACGAUGCAGCUCCUCGGAGUGCUGUGGACCUUUCCGCAGUGGUCUGGCUUCCGUGCUCAAUGGCUUUAUGCCUGCACCAAUAAGAGUCCAGCAGACAAACCGUGGAGUCUGUGCUGUGGACCCAGACUUGGAGGAUGGGCAUUUUAUGCCACUGUUUCCUCGCCUUGCCUCAAAGGUGGACCUCAGCCACAUGGGAUUCAAGCGCAUCCCAUACGAUCUGUACUGUCCCACUGUAAGGUCAAAGCUUGCAAACCGCAUUUGCCGUACUUGUGGCAUAUACUUUGCCAAUGAAGAGAACAGGAAGCUCCACUGUAGGGUUAUGCAUGGCACCGGCGUGGACAAGACGACGGCAAGCCGGUUGCGUCCAUCCUCUGUCAUCGGACGUCGGGCCAACGAGGUCCUCUGCAAGGUCUUGUACGACCACGAGACGACCAAUGUGGAGUGGCUCGACGAGGAUGAGGUGGACGUGGUCGGCGUCACGGUCGACAUACCAGCGGUGGAAAGUGUAUGCCCCAUAAUCCCAUCUAUUGGAGAGUGGGUUGCUUCCCCAUGGGACCAAGAAUCCUAGUCAAAUUGAGCUUUUUUGUAUUUAUUUUACAAAUUGUUUUGUCCUGAUUUAUUUUUAUGUCAUUUUAUUCUAUGGA
Thrips palmi is the source of this 3841-nucleotide messenger RNA. RefSeq lists its product as uncharacterized. Lineage: Eukaryota; Metazoa; Arthropoda; Insecta; Thysanoptera; Thripidae. The record is from RefSeq and is a predicted model, not a curated record. The coding region runs from base 1 to 3765 and encodes 1254 amino acids. The transcript has 7 exons.